Messenger RNA from Marasmius oreades (fairy-ring Marasmius), 1473 nucleotides. RefSeq lists its product as uncharacterized. The record is from RefSeq and is a predicted model, not a curated record. Lineage: Eukaryota; Fungi; Basidiomycota; Agaricomycetes; Agaricales; Marasmiaceae. The transcript is spliced from 13 exons. Bases 1 to 1473 code for a protein of 490 amino acids. Gene Ontology annotation, molecular function: cysteine-type endopeptidase activity. Gene Ontology annotation, biological process: proteolysis.
AUGAAGAUUAUCCGUCUUCCAGCUCUUCCCAUUCGUCGAGACCGAGCCAAAAUUCAAGUCAAUAUUCCAACGGUCACGACUCCACUAGAAUCGGUUGCUGAGAAGCCGAAGAAGAGAGCUUUGCUCAUUGGAGUGCAGGGGUCCGAAGGUGCAUUGAAGGGGCCACAUAGAGAUGUCGCCGUUAUGAAGGAUCUUCUCAUUGAUAACUACGGCUAUCUUCCCAAGGACAUCGUAACUCUGGUGGAUACCAAGGACGCGAAGCAGAAGCAACCAACGCACGACAAUAUGAUCGAGGAAAUGAUGAACCUGGUUAAAGACGCUGUUGCCGGAGAUCGUUUCUUCUUCCAUUAUGCUGGACAUGCGACGCAAGAACAGAAUAAGGAUAACAAGGAAGAAGAUGGGAUGGACGAAUGCAUCAUCCCGUGCGACGGUAAACUGAUUAAAGAUGAUGUGCUGAGAACGAUUCUGGUCGACAGCCUGCCACCGAAAUCCCACCUCGUCGCGAUCUUCGACUCCUGUCACUCGGCGUCACUGCUCGAUCUCAAGCAUUUCCGCUGUAACCGAGUUUACGUUCCAUGGAUAUCGAAAGGCCGUCGGAGAAGCGAUUCGAAGUGGUAUGCCAAUGUUCGCAGGAACGCAGCGCUGGUCAAUCGUACAAUACACCAGACUAGUCGAAUGAGCAACAACAUCGUCAAAACCCGCAAGACUUCCAUCGACCAUCUUUCAGAACAACCCCGCCCACCUUUACCUCCAACUCCCGCAUCCCACCUCGUCGAAUUCACCGCAGAGCAUUCACGGUCCACCUCCAGCUCAUCCACCACCUCAUCUUCAUCCUUACCUGCUCCUCAAUCUCCCGCAACAAGAGCCCUUCGAGCUAUCUCUCUCGAUAAAAACCAAAAACAACGGACGGGAUCCGUGACCAAAGACAGACGACGACAAUCUACGAGCACCAUCAAGUCGAGUUAUACGCCGUGGUUUGACGAUCGGCCUGGACAAGAAGGGCUUUUUGUAUGCGAGUCUCCUGUUGCAGAGUUCUGUACUGGAGAGUGUCGCUCGUACCCUUCGCCUAUUACGAGCAGGAGACCGACGUUUGGGAGCGGGAAGAGCGCAUUGGUGAGACGACCGUUGGCCGAUGUGAUAUCCUUGGGAUCAUGUAAGGAUAGUCAAUUCGCUUGGGAAGAUUUGAGCGGAGCUUCGAUGACACAGGCGUUGGCGGAGAUCCUGAGCGCUGAUCCUCACCCGACUUUAAACGAUUUCAUGACCAAGCUGAGCCAUACGCUGCAUGACAGGCUCAUGAGGAUGCACGAGGCGAACAUGCAAUAUAAGAAAAAGAAAAAAUGGUGGAGAAAAAUAAAAGGGAGAAAAGCGCCUCCUGAGGGGGACACCAAAGGGGAAUUGGAGAUCAACAAUUUCCAGGAUCCUCAGAUUUCCAGCCAUAAGCCUUUGAAUAUGGAAUCGCGAUUGGAGUUUUGA